AUGGGUAUCCGCAAGAAUAUCUGUCGACUCUUCUGCCUAGGGCCCCGUGAGCCCGAGGCUGAGCAAUCACCCCGUCCGCUCCAACACUGGGAGAUCCGUAAUGGUAUCAUCGGCAUGAUCACAGAGCACCUUGACCAAACUCCUCUUGUUUGCUUUGCUACCGUCUGCCCAGACUUCCACGAUGCCUAUUUCCCCCUUGCUAUCGCGAAGCAAAAGAGAAUCCAAGUCGAGUUAGGAAGAGUCCCGGUUAGGGACUACUGCUGCUCCAGCUGCGACGCAUAUCAUCCAUUGCGGCAAGAAUAUUGGUUCAAUGCCCAAUUCUUUACCUGCAAUGACUUUCAUGGCGGACAUCUAGACCCUCAAUCUCUACCAAUGAGAGGAUUUGAUUAUUCGCUCAGUGUGCCUUUCGAGCUCGCACGAGAAAUUAUGAAUAGUCACCUCGAUAAGUCUGGCGACGACUAUCCGGUUGAACAAUUAGUGCCUCAUCAUCCCUUGACAACUUAUCAAGAAAAUGUGGCCUAUUCUAGAUCAUGGUACGCUCGGAUUGUCGACGACCAACUGGUAAUUCACUCUUACACUGCCUUAACCCUUACCACCGAUCGUAGGUUAUCGGGAAACAGCAUCGACAUGGGAAUAAUUUCUAUUUGUCGUCAUGUAAACACCGGCCGGUUGUUACUUGUCCAUCGAAGCCCCCCUCAGGAGAAUUGUUUCUCUAGACGUCACGGUUCUGUCCUAUCCUGUCCCAUAUGCGUUACAGACUACUCCAUUGACGUUAUUUGGAAAGGAGGGCAUUGGGUUGUUGAAAUCUCUACAUAUCACGUUCUUGAAACUACGAAAACGAAGACGAAGACGGACUGGACCUGGGAUGUCAUGUCCUAUUGUCCAGACGAGGCCCGCAAAUCACCACGAUUCAGGAAGAUGAUGGGGACACCGCCAGGAAUUGCGAUGCACAAGUGGCGCGUACGGAACGCCAUGGCCCUUGACUGGAGGUCAGAGGGGGAUUGGGCGCCUCAGCCAGCGGUCCAUUCUGACCCAAAUUACUUGGAUCGGCCUGUUUAUGUGUAG
Trichoderma harzianum CBS 226.95 is the source of this 1065-nucleotide messenger RNA. RefSeq lists its product as hypothetical. The record is from RefSeq and is a predicted model, not a curated record. The transcript has a single exon. Lineage: Eukaryota; Fungi; Ascomycota; Sordariomycetes; Hypocreales; Hypocreaceae. The coding region runs from base 1 to 1065 and encodes 354 amino acids.